Messenger RNA from Naegleria fowleri, 1983 nucleotides. RefSeq lists its product as uncharacterized. Gene Ontology annotation, molecular function: 2-oxoglutarate-dependent dioxygenase activity. Bases 1 to 1983 code for a protein of 660 amino acids. The transcript is spliced from 2 exons. The record is from RefSeq and is a predicted model, not a curated record. Lineage: Eukaryota; Heterolobosea; Eutetramitea; Acrasida; Naegleriidae.
AUGUCUCACUCUAGUUUUGUGCCUUCCGUUUCGAUCCCAACAACAACAAUAGAACAACAAGAACCCAUCUUCAACAACCACCAUAACAACACUCGUUCUUCGGAAUCCCCAAAUCCAAAUCAGGAAAUACUAAAUUCUCAUCAUCAUCAUGACAACAACCAUGAAAACGACGAAGAAGAACGCAAUGACACAUCCAUCAUGACUACUCCUCGUGAAAUUCGAGAAAUUCACAAAAAUUCUACUUCUCAUCAUUAUCAGCAACGAGUUCACACAACAGACGACGUCGUGACGCCAUUUUCAACCAUUUUUGAUUUGUAUCAUAAACAUCGGAAUUUAAUUCUCGAAGGAGACAAAUUAGCCAUCUUACAUGUACUUUUAUUUGUUUUAAUUUUUAGCGUUGGAUGUUUUUUGGGUGCAUUGGUGUUGGCACCUUUAUUUUCAUGGAUGUUUCACUCAAAUUCAAAAAGUUCAACACUUGUGAAUGAGGAUUUACCUAAAAUGACACAAGAGUUUGUGUCACAUUCAGUAUUGAAAUGGAUGAAAUCUAGAGCUGUGAAAAUAAAUUUGGAUCAUACUCUCUAUGCAGGAGUUUCCAUCGAAAGAGAUGAUGAACAAUUUAUUCAUUUGGAUAAAGACAUUCAAAAGAUGGAAGGAGAAGAGAGAGGAGAACGAACCAGAGUACCUGAAUUUAGAGAAAAAUUGCCAAAGAGUAGUAUAUUUUUCAAGUAUUUCAUUUCCAAUGCAAGACCUGUAAAAUUAGCUGGUUCCAAAGUGUUACCAAAAUCCAUUUGGAAAUGCUUCAAGACAGGAUGGGAUGACACUUUUCUCUCAAAAAUUUCAAAACGAACAUUUUACACAGUGUCACGCAAAUAUCACAAACAUGCCACUGAUUCUUCUUCGCCACAACCACCACGCUCCAAUAUCUUUCCAUUAUUACAUCAAAUCGGAGAAGAAUUCCCUUUUAAAUCGCAUCAAGAAAGUGACAGUGCGUCACAACGUUUAAAACGUGAUGAAAUGAUUCAAUUAGCGUUCAAUGAAAGAAAUCGUGACAAACAAUCCCAACAACAAAAUUCAGAAAAUACUGAAGAAUCCAAUAACAUGGUAUCUUAUGAAUCAUUAAUUUCCAAAGAGGAUUCAACAAUAGAACGAAUAAUUUCUCUUCAACACAUGAUUGAUGAUUUAUUGACAGAUACUGAAUUACAAAUUGAAAAUUUUUUACAAAAUCCAAAAUUGACAUUUGAAUGGAAACAAAGUACAUGGCAAGCUCUCAUGGAUCAUUAUUUGAAUUAUGAAAAAUUAAGAUCCAAUUAUGUGCCAGGAGGAUUUAUGAUUCCUUAUCAGAAAAUUUAUAUUCAAAAUCAUGUCAACACUCCUCAAGAAGCAAAAAUGGAAAAGCUUUUGAAAUCGAGUAUUCCUAUUGCUCCUUCUUUUCUCAAUGAUACACUUCAUUUACGUUCCAUUUCCAUGAGAUUAUCAUACUCUGAUGAAUUUUUGAAAAACAAUUUUGUGUUGCCCAUGGUUCAGCUCAAUAAGGAAACUUUAUUCAUUCAAGUGAAAGGAAAAACAAAAUUCAUGUUAUUUGAUCCAUUUCAUAACCAAAUGAUGGAACCACAAGCAAAGACAUUGGAUUGGAAAAUUGAAAAUGACAAAGUGGAUGGUCAUAUCAUUUACAGUUCUAUCGAUCCUUUUCAUCUCAUUGAAAAUGAAAAAAAAUCCUUCCUGUCAGAUGCCAUCGCCUUAACUGUCGAAUUGGAACAACAUGAAGUCUUAUACGUUCCUACCUUUUGGUGGGUUCUCGAAGUCGGUAUUCAUUCAAAAACUGAAGAAAAUAUUAACUUGAUGCUACGACAAGAAUUUGAAACUCAUCAUGCCAUGUUAAAUGUGUUCAUGAAUGGAUUGUUGAGACAUGUACAAGAUGAAAGCAAGUUGUUGACAGUGGAGACUCAAAAACGACCUGUCAAAUUACCAUCGGUGGAUCAGUAA